GCGCGGCUUUGCCGUUCCCUCCCGGCGGCUCUAUGGGCGGGGCGGAGGGGACGGCAGCGGAAGUGAGGGCGUUUGGUGCGCAUGCGCUGAUCUCCAUGGCGAGGGAAGGGGCGAGCGCGACGACGGGGAGGCCAGGGUUUCGGCGAAACGACUCUGAAGAAGCAAGGGGGGAAAGCAGAUGCUAAUCUUCUGAUGCAUAACAGAGUGAAGAAAUGAAGGGGCAGCAGAAAGUGACGGAGACAGAAGAGGGCACGGUGCAAAUCCAGGAAGGUGCAGUGGCAACCGGGGAAGAUCCCACCAGCGUGGCCAUCGCCAGCAUCCAGUCGGCCGCCACCUUUCCUGACCCCAACAUCAAAUAUGUCUUCCGGGCAGAGAACGGGGGCGCGCAGCUGAUGUACAGAGUAAUUCAGGUGGCUGAGGGGCAGCUGGACGGGCAGACGGAGGGCAGCGGGGCCAUCAGCGGCUAUCCCGCAGCACAGUCCAUGACGCAGGCAGUCAUCCAGGGCGCGUUCACGAGCGAGGAUGCCGUUGAGACGGAGGCGACAGCCACGGAGACCCACUACACGUACUACCCGGCCGCCGCGGUGGCCGAUACCAGCACAUCCGCCGGGGCAGGGACCACCGCCACAGCGGUGGUGACGACCCAGAACUCGGAAGCCCUGCUGGGGCAAGCCACGCCCACCGGCACAGGGCAAUUUUUUGUCAUGAUGUCACCGCAGGAGGUUCUGCAGAGCGGGACGCAGCGGUCCAUUGCGCCCAGGACUCACCCCUACUCGCCGAAGUCGGAAGCUCCACGAACGACCCGGGAUGAGAAACGCCGAGCGCAGCACAACGAGGUGGAGCGCCGGCGCAGGGACAAGAUCAACAACUGGAUCGUGCAGCUGUCCAAGAUCAUCCCCGACUGCUCGAUGGAGAACACCAAGUCCGGGCAGAGUAAAGGAGGCAUCCUGUCCAAAGCCUGUGACUACAUCCAGGAGCUGCGGCAGAGCAACAUCCGCCUCUCGGAGGAGCUGCAAGGCCUCGACCAGCUGCAGAUGGACAACGAGGUCUUGCGGCAGCAGGUGGAAGAGCUGAAGAACAAGAACCUGAUCUUGCGAGCGCAGCUGCGUCAGCACGGGGUGGAGGUCAUCAUCAAGGACACCCACUGACCAGCUGUGGGCGAGGAGGAACCUGCUCAGGCCGAUUGCCCCCUCCAGCACGGCAGAAGAUGGGGGCUCCCUGCUCCACAGGUGCUUCCAAGCCAGGCUCCACCUCUGUUGUACAGACCCAGACGACGGCGCCGUGGGUCUGGGACAAGGGCUCUGCUCAGGACACUCGCCUCUGCCUGUCCCAGACUGGCCUCGCCCCUCCGAGUCAGACAAAGUACUCCUCAUUUAUAUAGCCCUCCUCGAUUUCCAGGCUGCGUCUUUUCUUCCCGCCCCCGUUUUUCUCAGCAGCACCUCACAACUGUGUGCAGAACCGUGCCGCUGGGCAUGUGCGCACAUGCAUGCGAUACCACAGACACCUUGCACGCCCUCCCCUCCCCUCCCGCCCCGGUGCUCUGAAGCGCCGCUCAUCCCCCGGGCAGCGGCUUCUGGCAAGCAGUGGGACUGAGUGCUGCCCUGCCUGCGCCCCGUAACGUCUCUGCCCCCCCCCAGUUUCUCCCCCGCCCCACCUGGCUUACGCCUCGCCAGUCACCUGCUGCCUCCUGGCCUCUCCUCUCGGCCUCCUUGGGCCCGAUCCCCUCCUUCCCAGACGGAGGACUGCAGCCCGCCCCGGCUUCGUGGUUCCUGCAUUCAGUGGCUGGCCGGGUGGCUUGUCCUUCCCUCGCAGAAUGUGGACGGGCACUCUGAACUGACUGGCCACGCUCCCACUCUUUGCUCUGCCCCCAGAAGGUAAACCUGCUCUGAGCCGUGGGCACUGAAUGCUGGGGGGUGCGGGGGAGCCAGUGCAUGGCUGGCCCCACUCUCGGUGGGGGCUGGGCUGCUGGUCAGGAUGGUGGUUCAUUCUCUUUUUAAAAAAAAAAAUAAUCUCUGAAUUUUAAAAAAGGAAACUAACUGAAAA
Messenger RNA from Varanus komodoensis (Komodo dragon), 2043 nucleotides. It is a transcript of the gene USF1, whose product is annotated as upstream transcription factor 1. NCBI's taxonomy places the organism in Eukaryota, Metazoa, Chordata, Lepidosauria, Squamata, Varanidae. Gene Ontology annotation, molecular function: RNA polymerase II cis-regulatory region sequence-specific DNA binding; DNA-binding transcription factor activity, RNA polymerase II-specific; protein dimerization activity. Gene Ontology annotation, biological process: regulation of transcription by RNA polymerase II. The transcript is spliced from 11 exons. The record is from RefSeq and is a predicted model, not a curated record. The coding region runs from base 213 to 1148 and encodes 311 amino acids.